CAUGAUCCUUGAGGUCCCUUCCAACCCUGGCCAUUCUGUGAUUCUGUAGCACAGCCAACUGUAGAUUUGGUUAUGCCAGUCAUCAGCCCGAGUACUCCUCAUUUGAGCCAGGGUAACUGUGUAACUGCUUAGUUCAUCGCAGCUACACUGUAAAACUUGAUGUAAAUGUUUAACUGCUGCAUUGGAUCUUGCAGCAGAGGAAGAAGGUUGACAUGAUCAGUUCUGUGCGGUGGUGACUUAGAAGCUGUUGUAUCUCAAUCACCAUUUUACGCUUCAGACAUUUAAAUGAUCUGACCCACUAACUUGAUGCAGUGAUUUCAGAACCUAGUCUGGUGCAUGCAGAUUUACCUUUCUGGAUGUGCGUCCUGUAGAAACGAGCUGUUGCAGCAUCAUUGGCCAGAUGAGUUCAGUAUCCAAAAGCAGCUAUGUGCGGGUAUGUUGUGCAUCCAGGACUACUAGUAGCAAAAACCAGGCUGGCAAUACCUGAAGACUUUCUCCUGUUUUAAUUCUUAGCGUAUUAAGAAAUUGCUUUGUGUAGGAGGUGAGAAAAGCUAGCUGGGCUAAUAAGUGAUGAUUUAAAUAAAAAGAAAGGUAUAGCAUGCACGGGUACAGUUAUGUAAGAGGAGCUGAGAAGGAAAUAGAACAGUUUCUCAGAGAGCCUAAACUGAAGAAUUGCUGGGGAACUGGGCUGCAGGAUAGCUUUCAACACACCCUCUAGUUCCUUUUUUCCUUUUUGGGGCUGGAGAGUGAUGAAUUUAUGGCAUGACAAGCAGGAUGCAGGCGGUGACUUCAGCCAAUGGUGCGCAGCGCGGUGGUGUUUACCUAGCUGACGUAAGGCAGGGCCAGCCCCUGUUUAGUCAGAAUGCGUUACCCACUGCCGAAGUAAAAGCACACAGCAGAGGCACUCAGUCUGGCAGUUGCUGGGAUUUAAGUUGGUGGAUUUUGUCUGUCUUUUAAACAAGAUACAAGAUUUUUUUUCUCCUCCACGGAGUAGAAAUCUUGAAGGAACAGAAAAAUACUGGAAAUAAUGAAAAAAGUGUGCCACAACUCUUGAUCAGUGACCUGAAGUUUGAGAAGAAGUCACUAGCUAAGCUCAUGUUUUCUCCUGAUCAAGAAAAUCAUCCAUCAAAAGCACCGGUGAAGUAUGGUGAAUUGAUCGUAUUGGGGUACAAUGGGUCACUCCCAAAUGGAGAUAGAGGAAGAAGAAAAAGUAGAUUUGCUUUAUUUAAAAGGCCCAAAGCAAACGGGGUGAAACCUAGCACUGUGCAUAUUGCCUGUACCCCUCAAGCAGCAAAGGCAAUAAGCAAUAAGGACCAACACAGCAUAUCUUACACUUUGUCUCGGGCCCAGACAGUGGUAGUUGAAUAUACCCAUGACAGCAACACAGAUAUGUUCCAGAUUGGUAGAUCAACAGAGAGCCCUAUAGACUUUGUUGUGACAGAUACAGUUCCUGGAAGUCAGAGUAAUUCAGAUACGCAAUCUGUGCAAAGCACGAUAUCAAGAUUUGCCUGCAGAAUCAUAUGUGAACGUAACCCUCCUUUUACAGCAAGAAUAUAUGCUGCAGGAUUUGACUCCUCAAAGAACAUCUUUCUUGGGGAGAAGGCUGCAAAGUGGAAGACAUCAGAUGGGCAAAUGGAUGGACUAACCACAAAUGGAGUUCUUGUUAUGCACCCUCGUAAUGGAUUUACAGAAGACUCCAAGCCAGGAGUAUGGAGAGAGAUAUCUGUGUGUGGGAAUGUGUUCAGCCUCCGUGAAACCAGAUCAGCUCAACAGAGGGGGAAAAUGGUUGAAAAUGAAACCAACCAGCUGCAGGAUGGCUCUCUGAUUGACCUGUGUGGAGCAACGUUGCUGUGGCGCACUGCAGAAGGGCUUUCACGCACUCCCACUGUCAAGCACCUGGAGGCGUUGAGACAGGAGAUCAAUGCGGCGAGGCCCCAGUGUCCGGUGGGCUUUAACACCUUGGCAUUUCCCAGCAUGAAGAGAAAAGAUGUUGUAGACGAAAAGCAGCCGUGGGUGUACCUGAACUGUGGCCACGUCCAUGGCUAUCACAACUGGGGAAAUAAAGAGGAGAGAGACGGCAAGGAUCGAGAGUGUCCCAUGUGCCGCUCUGUCGGCCCUUACGUGCCUCUGUGGCUUGGAUGUGAAGCGGGAUUUUACGUGGAUGCGGGACCUCCAACUCACGCGUUCAGCCCAUGCGGCCACGUGUGCUCAGAAAAGACAACUGCUUAUUGGUCCCAAAUCCCUCUUCCUCAUGGUACUCACACUUUUCAUGCAGCCUGUCCCUUCUGUGCGCAUCAGCUGGCUGGUGAGCAAGGUUACAUCAGACUCAUUUUCCAAGGACCUCUUGACUAACACACGUAUAACCAAGGACUGCAGUAAACCAAUAAGCUAAGCGAUUCUGAUUUUUAAAUCAACUGUUUUUCGUAUUCUCUGGGCUUUGCUGGUUUGCAUUAAGAUGAAGAAUUUUGUUUCUUUUGUUAUGACAGCUAAAUCCCUCUCUAUUGAGAAAGGUCUGCAAAUGGAAGAAACAGGGGUAAGAGAGAAGUCCUGCUUGUUUAGUUAAUGACUGCUUCUUGAAGAGGUGAAGGAAGUAUUGCGGAGAGAAUUUGAAAUGCCUUUUGUUUAAUGGUUUUGAAUCAUAUGCCCCCACAGUAUUUGAAAUUUGUUUCCAUUCUUUUUGUAUAUGGAGGGUAAAUAGUUCAAAAAGCAGUAGUUUACAGCUUGGAUGCAAACAUUGUAAAAUAUAACGUGUAUAUUAACUCUUUUCUAUUUAUCUUUAUUAUUGAAAGUGCAUAGAAUGCGUAGAGUAGCAUGGUCAUAGUGAGUUACAUCCAGCAAUUGGAUGUGUAGAAUAGUUCUGGAUGGAGAAGGAGGUGAGAUGGAAAUGGUAGAAAACUCUUUUUUAAUCUGCAGUACUGAGUUCUUAGAAUAGUUAAAAUACUUUUUGAACAAAGCUAAUGCAAUUUAUGAUGGCGUCAAGAUGUGCUUUAACCAUGUGAAAGGUAGCUGAGAACGACUUCUUAAAACGUCUUUUUGGUAGGACUGUACUUAAGAUCUGGUUAUGAGAAAAAUAUUUACCAGACUCUUUGAAUAUGCAACUUAGUCUAGAUUAAGGAUUUUUUCCUCCCUUCAUGCUAACAUGUCUUUAUUUAGCAUUAGUGACAUUUCUGAGGGGUUUUUCCAAUGUUAAACUUUAACAAACCUGAAAGAUCAGGCUCAUUUUGUUUCUUGCUGUUUGGGGAGGUGAGAAGUGCAUGUGCCCACGCCACAUGUGAUGUGGGGAGCAGUUUGUGAGUGGGCCACAGUGUCUGCUUGAGAAAGGCUUUGUCAGUCACAUCUUCUGCCUUUUGUCUGGCUCCUUGCAGCUGUGCAUGUGGGAGCCACCGGUGUCAUGUGGCUUGCCUAUAUGCUGCUCUGAGGAGUUGGGUGCAGGUACUCAUCUAGGCCACAUGUGGAACAAAAGAGAAGCCUGGUACCUGCUGGUUGUGUGCUGCAUCCUGGCAUCUUUGUGCACUUGACCCAAUCUGUUAGGGAAGAGCUUGCACUGGGACUGGCCUCAUAGACUUUGGUGUGGGAAGACUGCAUAGGAUCUGUGGUGGGCUCUAGGUUGUGGUCUCUGUGCUCUCGUUACCCUAACCCUCAUUUCCAUUCUGUAUACGCCAGGAAAGGCCAGUGCACUACAUCCAGCUUUGCUGCUAACCCACCAUGUUUAAUGGCAAAUACAAAAACUGACUUUUUUUUAGGCCAACCUUUUGUUGUUUUUUUCAUAUGUACUGUAUAAUUGACGGUAGCAAAUCUCCAUACUUUAUACCUUGCUUUAAUUUUCCCUUUCAAAGCUGUUCUAAACUUUUUGGUUUAAAAAGAGAUGUAUGUUGCUUAGAUGUCAUGAAAUAUUUGCUUUCGACUGUCAAUUGUUUCUUCAUUUUUUAAAAAGAAAUUAUAUAUAUUGUUUGGUUCACUCAGGAAAUGCAUGUGUCAGGAAACUUGUAUUAUAAGUUCAGUUAGUUGUCAUGUACAAGUAACUGCUGUUACUCCCUUUUCAUAGAAAUAUAACUGAUUUUGACAUUUUCCAGAUUAUAUGCAUUAAGUAAUGAAACUUAUGCAGCAAGAAACCCCCUGUAUUGUAGUUGUUCUAAUCAUUUUAUUCAAACUAUGUUAUACUGUAGUUUAAUUUUUAUUUGCAAAUUAAUUUAUUCAAACUAUGUGAGUAAACUCUUUUCAAAAAUAGA
This is a messenger RNA of Phasianus colchicus (ring-necked pheasant), 4229 nucleotides long. It is a transcript of the gene PELI1, whose product is annotated as pellino E3 ubiquitin protein ligase 1. Lineage: Eukaryota; Metazoa; Chordata; Aves; Galliformes; Phasianidae. Gene Ontology annotation, biological process: regulation of Toll signaling pathway; protein K48-linked ubiquitination. Gene Ontology annotation, molecular function: ubiquitin protein ligase activity; protein binding. The record is from RefSeq and is a predicted model, not a curated record.